Messenger RNA from Rubroshorea leprosula, 844 nucleotides. Lineage: Eukaryota; Viridiplantae; Streptophyta; Magnoliopsida; Malvales; Dipterocarpaceae. The record is from the annotation of a GenBank genome assembly.
AACACUUUCCAAAAUCAAGGGCAUCCUAGAUAUGCACUGUGGUUCAUUCAAGAUUAAUCCUACAAAUUAACGGUCAAUUAUGCAGCAAAAAGCUGCAGAAUAAACUUUAACCAAGUCUUUGUCAAGAUAUUGAGCAAAUUAAGCAACUACUGUACUUUUUGGCAAUCUUCGAUAUAGCAAGAUGAUUAGCAUUAGGAUAAAUGACUUCAAGCUGUCUAACAUAAUGUUUCAUGGUAUUGCCUUCAAUGCACAUGUCUCAAUUUCAAUUGAGCCUGCUAAGAAAACAACCAUGAAUGCACUUGCGGCAACCAACAGAAAUUUUAAGCUCGCAGCGCGGCUUCUGGGGUUGGACUCUAAGCUUGAGAAGAGUCUGCUCAUUCCAUUCAGAGAAAUCAAGGUUGAGUUUACUAUGCUGAAAGACGAUGGAAGUCUGGCAUCUUUUGUUGGGUUCAGGGUUGAUCCAGAUGAAGUGAAUGCCUUAGCACAACUGGUGACAUGGAAGACAGCAGUGGCUAACAUCCACUAUGGUGGGGCUAAAGGCGGGAUAUGCUGUGAUCCCGGCGAGCUUAGCAUCUAUGAGCUUGAACGUCUGACACGAGUUUUCACUCAUAAGAUUCAUGACCUCAUUGGUAUCCUCACAGAUGUUCCAGCACCUGAUAUGGGCACAGGGCCACAGGCUAUGGCAUGAUACUAGAUGAGUACUCAAAAUUCCAUGGAUACUCACCAGCAGUAGUGGCCGGAAAACCUAUAGUAAGUACAUAUGGAGGAUCAAACCCCUAUUUUGGUCCCUGAACUAUUGUACGGACCCCCGAUUUGGUCCCUGAACUAAAGAAAUCACUAAUUU